AUGGAUUCCAACCAACUUGGGGGCACAGGUGCAUCUGCACCCGACAAUGUGGCAGGCACGCAGCGUAAGGUCACGGGUGCCGGGCCUUCUAAGCAGCGACGACGCGGUUCUGGCAAACCCCCUGGUGUUCCUCGCACCAGUAAAGGAAAAUCCACUUCGUCGACCAAGCGCAAGUCAACUGCAUCCACUGCUAAGCCGAGAAAGAAGCGAAAUAGCAACUAUACUAUAUCGAUGAACAAGCUCACACUCCGAAAGAGCGCCCAUGACAAGCUAGCAUCUGUCUUCCAAUUGAACAACUCUAUGGAGGCGAGUUUGACACAGGAAUCCACUCCUGAAACUCGCGAGUUGGACGAGAAGGCAUUGGGAGUGGCUUUCAUGGUUAGGAUCGAGAGAACACUCAGGAAGCUCGAGGCAACACCUGAAGAUCCUGAAGCAACGCAACAAAGAAGCAUUGGCGGCAUAGUUGCUGAUGAGAUGGGGAUAGAAAAGACUCUUCAAUCAUUGGGUUGCAUGAUGCUUGUUAAGCCAACGAAAAAGGAGAUCGCGACGGGCAAGAGAACAACUCUGAUUGUCGUCCCUGCUGGAGUGCUAAGCCAGUGGAAAACGGAGAUGGCGACGCACACGAACAUUGACCCUGAUGGUAUCGCGACCUACAACAACAACAACAACAAUAUGAACCUCAACAGCAUAAAAGCUCAGGAGGUCAUAUUUGCCUCCUAUGACCAAGUCAUGACGGACUGGAAACAGGAAAAGAAGGGAAACUUGUUUCACCUUGAGUUCUUCCGAAUCAUCUCGAUGAGGGAACUACAAAGCUUGGUUGCUAACCAUUUUCUUUUGGACCAUCUAGCAUACAAGGCUUGUAAAGCACUCAAAGCGAAGCACAAGUUCAUUCUGUCGGGGACUCCUUUCCAAAACAGUCCCAAAGGCAAGCAUCCCAUGAAGGCCCCUGCCUACCUCGCUUUUCUAGGGAUCGAUCUCACAGAGGACUUGGAGAUCUUCAAGAGCAAGUUUGGCGAGCUUGGUGAGAAAGAUACCCACCACGCACGGGUCAUGAAGGUCCUUCAGAGACAAAUGAUCAGGCGAGACAAAGGAGAGUUCUUCAUGGGCCGACGAUGA
Molecule: messenger RNA, 1116 nt
Organism: Anthostomella pinea
Lineage: Eukaryota; Fungi; Ascomycota; Sordariomycetes; Xylariales; Xylariaceae
Source: the annotation of a GenBank genome assembly